Molecule: messenger RNA, 1467 nt
Organism: Sporothrix brasiliensis 5110
Lineage: Eukaryota; Fungi; Ascomycota; Sordariomycetes; Ophiostomatales; Ophiostomataceae
Product: UNC93-like protein
Exons: 2
Coding region: 1-1467 (488 amino acids)
Biological process (GO): transmembrane transport
Molecular function (GO): transmembrane transporter activity
Source: RefSeq, a predicted model, not a curated record
AUGGACAAGAAUACACACGUCGACCCUGUGGUCGACCCUGCCGUCGAACCUGCAGCCGAGGUGCAGCCAUCAAACGACGACGAAUGGAGCCCGCACGCUUCGAAACUGGUGCGCUUCUACGCGCAUCCGUGGACGCAGAUUAUCCUCGUCAGCUUCAUCUUCUUUUGCUUGCCAGGAAUGUAUAAUGCGUUGAGCGGCCUUGGUGGCUCCGGCCAGGUCGACUCGACCGUCGCGGCCAACGCCACGGUGGCGCUGCUGGCCGCCACCGCCGGCACCGCGCUCUUUAUCGUCGGCCCCAUCUUCUCGUACGUCGGCCCGCGGCUGUGCUUCAUGAUUGGCGGCUGGACGUAUGCGCUGUACAGCGGCUCGCUGCUGGCGUACAACCACCACAAGAACGGCGCGUUUGUGAUUGCGUCGGGCGCCAUCCUGGGCGUCGGCGCGUCCUUUAUCUGGAUCGUGCAGGGCGCCAUCAUGACCAGCUACGUGCCCGAGGGCCAAAAGGGGCGAUCCAUUGCCGUGUUCUGGAUCAUCUUCAACCUGGGCGGCGGCGUCGGCUCGCUGGCGUCCUUUGGCCUCAACUUCCACUCCAAGAGCGGCACCGUCACCGACUCGACCUACAUUGCCCUCAUGGUCAUCAUGCUGUUCGGGUGGCUGCUCGGCGUCUUCAUCUGCAGCCCGCGCCGCAUCCGCCUGGCCCAGCUGCACGCCGCCCUCGAGACCGAGCGCCGCACCCUGCGCGGCACCGUGGACAUUGCCGUGCGCACGAUGCUGAGCUGGCGCGUCGCCGCCAUGCUGCCCCUUUUCUUCUGCGCCAACGUCUUCUACUCGUACCAGCAGAACAACGUCAACGGCUACACCUUCAACAUCCGCACCCGCUCGCUCAACUCCGCCCUAUACUGGAUGGCCCAGAUGAUUGGCGGCCUCGUCAUGGGCUGGAUCCUCGACAUGCCCGGCCUGCACAUCUCCCGCCCGACGCGCGCCCGCAUCGGCUGGGCCGUCCUGUUUGUCACCGGCAUGGUCAUCUGGGGCGGCGGCCUGGCCUUCCAGCGCUGGGCCGAGGCGCGCCUGGCCGCCGGCCACAAGCAGGACAUUGACUACACCGAGGGCGCCCUCGCCACCGGCCCCAUCUUCCUGUACAUUUUCUACGGCGCCUACGAUGCCCUCUGGCAGAGCUUUUGCUACUGGCUCAUCGGCACCGAGUCCAACAGCGCCGGCCGCGCCGCGGUGCUCGUCGGCGCCUACAAGACCUUCCAGUCCACCGGCGGCGCCAUGGCCUGGCGUAUCAACGCCCUCGGCAAGUCCGGCAUGACCCAGUUCAUCAUGGACUGGAGCCUCUGCAUGGGCAGCCUGGCCAUUGCGCUGCCCACCGUCUGGACCGUGACGGCCCACACGACGCUGGAGCAGGAGGCCGGGUUCCUGCCGAGCGACACGAAGGAGGUGCCCCACGAGGCCCAUGACGAUAACUAA